Molecule: messenger RNA, 1279 nt
Organism: Hibiscus syriacus
Lineage: Eukaryota; Viridiplantae; Streptophyta; Magnoliopsida; Malvales; Malvaceae
Product: bidirectional sugar transporter SWEET2-like
Exons: 4
Coding region: 23-475 (150 amino acids)
Biological process (GO): carbohydrate transport
Cellular component (GO): membrane
Molecular function (GO): sugar transmembrane transporter activity
Source: RefSeq, a predicted model, not a curated record
UUAAACAUAUCUGUAAAAGGACAUGGAAGCUUGUUUCUUUCUCCUGAGACAAAUCACUCUUUUGUUUGAAAAUUUCGGUCUGAUUCUCUGUUUUCUCUUUCAUCAACUUUCUGUCGGCAAGAAAAUUUCCUCGUUCAUGUUUCUUUCCAUUCGGGACGACACCUUCACAAUUUGCAGGGAUGCAGCCGGCAUCGCUGGGAACAUAUUUGCUUUCGGGCUGUUCGUUUCCCCCAUACCCACGUUUAAAAGAAUUGUGAGAAACAAGUCCACCGAGAGCUUUUCUGGGUUGCCUUGUGUAUAUGCUCUCUUGAACUGCUUGAUCUGCACCUGGUAUGGAACACCAUUGAUAUCUUAUGACAAUGUGCCGGUUAUGAUGGUUAACUCGAUCGGUUCGGUUUUUCAAAUAACCUACAUUGUCGUCUUCAUCGUAUAUGCCAAUAGAGAGAAAAAGUUUUUGGCCUUAUGGCGAUCAUAGUUGCCGGGAGCUUACAAAUAGCUGACCGAGGAACACGAAGGUGCUUCGUCGGUUUAUUAAGUUGUGCUUCUCUCAUAUCGAUGUUCGCUUCCCCAUUGUUCAUAAUCGUGAGUCGUUCGAUCAAACACGCCUUUCAUACAUUCGAAUUUCAAUUGUUUUCGGGAUUUCUUAAGCUUCUAAUGACAUGAUAUUUGUUCCCAGAAUUUAGUUAUUCGAACGAAGAGUGUCGAGUUCAUGCCGUUCUAUCUCUCCCUCUCGACGUUCUUGAUGAGCACCUCGUUCUUCCUAUACGGCGUCUUUAACUUCGAUGCCUUUGUCUACAUAAGCCUCAUCGAAGACGACGACAACAACUUAUUUUCGAUUUAAAAGUUGUUGGUUCUGUGAGGUAACAUCGUCUCUUUGUUUUUCAGGUUCCGAAUGGGGUCGGAACUGUGUUGGGGAUUCUACAACUCGCGUUGUACUUCCAUUAUAAAGCAAAGUGUAUUGAAGAAUGCAGAGGACCACUCAUGGUGUCACAUUCGUGACUCUUGCUUUUUCUCGGAAGGUUUUUCGCUGUUGUGACCGGAAUCUUGAUGUCCGAUCUCGUUCACCGUAUUGUUCGGAGCAUGUUCCGAUUCUUCGUCCGGACAAAUUUGUUCGCCGGCAGUCCGGGUUUGUGUCAAUGAUUGGAUAUGUGUUGAAAUACGAAUGUUCGAACAUGUGUUGGACAUGAAUGAAUACACCAAGAAAAAUGAAGGGUUAAUGAUAGUUGGAAAAUAAUAGAUUGUUUUGGACCAUGAGGUAUAUUAUUUAGUGUAAAGUAUA